Molecule: messenger RNA, 2038 nt
Organism: Pararge aegeria (speckled wood butterfly)
Lineage: Eukaryota; Metazoa; Arthropoda; Insecta; Lepidoptera; Nymphalidae
Gene: p47
Product: NSFL1 cofactor p47
Exons: 12
Coding region: 95-1645 (516 amino acids)
Biological process (GO): nuclear membrane reassembly; membrane fusion; mRNA transport
Cellular component (GO): cytosol; nucleus
Molecular function (GO): ubiquitin binding
Source: RefSeq, a predicted model, not a curated record
CUGUAAUCGUGCUGUCAAGUCUCGACUUUUCGAUCAAUAAUAUUUUGAAAUUGGAUGUUUUCUCGUUCCUGUUUUCUAAUUAUAUUAUUCUACAAUGGAUGUAACAGAAAUCUUAAACGAGGAACAUUUUCAAGCAGAGAUAGCUAAAGCCGGCACAAAGUUAGUCAUUGUGGACUUUUAUGCGACAUGGUGUCCACCAUGUCAGAGUAUUGCACCAUUUUUUGCGAAGCUACCUGCAAAAUUCCCUCAAGCAGUGUACCUCAAAGUGGAUAUAGAUAAGUGCGAAGAAACUGCAAGAAAUCAACAUAUAAAUGUUAUGCCCUCAUUCAUAUUCUUCAGAAAUGGAAUAAUAAUUGACAAUAUUGCUGGUUCAAAUAUCCAGUCGCUACUGAACAAAGUAAAUGAGCAUUAUGGUACUGACGGAUCUGGAGAUGAUGUUGCUGGUCAUAGUAAUAAUAGUGUUACUGUAAGUGGUAGCAAAAUGCCUCCAAACAAGGAAGAUAUUUUACGACAGUUUUGUGAUGUUACCGGCGCAGACGACAACCGAAGUAAAUUCUUCUUAGAAUCUUCUAAUUGGCAGCUAGACGUGGCACUAUCUAGCUUUUAUGAGCACGGAAGUAAUAUGGAGGAGGCUAACACACAACCGUCAUCAGCUCUCCCACAGCUGUCAGACAGUGAUAUGGAGUCCCCACCACAGUCACCCGGUCCACCUCAGAAGAAGGACAAAAAAAAGUCUGCCAACCCACAAUUUGCGACUUUGGCCUCUUUGCAACAGGAUAGUUCCAGCGAUGAAGAAGGUGAAGCUUUCUAUGCAGGUGGGUCAGAACGAUCUGGACAACAGAUAUUAGGGCCACCGGGUAAAGGAAGGAAGGAUAUUAUUUCAGAAAUGUUCAAGAGCAUUAGAGAACGUGGUGCAGUUGCUUUUGAUGAGGAGACAUCUUCAACCAGUCGUGGUCGAGGAGGAGUGUUUGGUGGUGUUGGAUACAGAUUAGGUCAAACAUCGGACGACCAUGAACAGGUUACUCCGGGGCGGCAAGGUGGGCAACAGGACAACCAGCCGCGUUCAGUUCGCCUGCAGCUGUACCGCGAGGGUUUCUCCGUGGACGGCGGUGCUUUGCGCCAGUACUCCGACCCUGACAACGCGGAAUUCCUCAACUGCAUACGACGGGGGGAGAUACCAGCGGAACUGUCGGGCCGUGGUGAAGUAAGACUGAGCCUGGAAGACAAGCGGCAUGAUGACUGCGCGCACGCCGCCGCGCCCAGACAUCAGGCCUUCUCCGGCAAAGGACACUUGCUCGGAAGUCCGACGCCUGCGACGGUGGGUGCAACGGUAGCGGUGGCGUCGUCGUCGGACGACCGCGCGGCCAACCAACGCGCCGCACAAGCCGCCGUCGCACUUGACGAGAGUAGCCCUCUAACCACCGUACAGUUUCGCCUGGUCGACGGCAGCCGUCUCACCGGUCGGUUCAACCACACCCACACGGUCGCCGACCUCAUACAAUACGUGUCCCGCGCCGAGCCGAUCUACCAGCUUCAGCCGUUCACUCUGCUCACAAGCUUCCCGAGCAGCGAACUGACUGACCGCGCCGCCACCCUGGCGCAGGCCAACCUACUCAACACCACUCUGCUCCAGCGGCUCAAGUAAUGCGAGCCUCCAAAAGCUGGUGUCACAUUAAUUAUUACUAUUACACAUUCAAUGUACUCUUCAGUUUCAUAUGUAACACGAAAAUCCAAUUUAAAUAAAAACAUAUUUUUUUUUGUCAAAAAUUAUUGGAAAUUUGAGCAUUAUUUUGACAACCUUCUUUAAUUAUCUCGAAAUUUUUGUUGUGGCCAAAUAAAUGUGAGUAGUGCAUGAAAUUCCAUAUAAUAUGUCAAAUUAAUUACAUAGUAAGCUCGUAUCUGUCUUGUAAUUUGAAAAUGGAACGAUCUUUUAAUACGGAACAUUGCAAAGUUGCUUGCAAAUAUAAAGCUGUUUAUUGAAAAAAAAAAAAAAAACAUCGCAUAGGCCGCUGCAGUAAUGUACUACAUAUAUUUCUCA